AACCGUACGGACCACUAACCGGCAUGCAAAGAAUAUUUGAAGUUUUCCCAAGUAGAGUAGACGUGGACUCCUUGGUGCGUAAGCAUCCUCCGAAACCUCCCAAAAACCUUGAAGCGUUCCAUUUUUUGAUUUUUAUCUUCUCGAUUUCUAAUCUCUGCUUGGAGAUACACUUGAGCUCACAGUCAUCCCGACAGGAGCUUUUUGGAAAACGUUGAUUUCUUUCUUGUCGAAUUUGGUGGAUAUCAACAAUUAGAGGCUUGCUCCGACUACAACCAACAUGGAAGUGAAGGAAUGGAGAGAUCGACUAUCACCAGAAUCUCGAGAAAGGAUCGUGUGUAGGAUCAUGGAUAUAUUAAAGAAGCAGAUUCAAUCUUCUGGGAGAGAUGGAUUAUCUCAAAUUAAGACACUUUCUGAGAAUUUUGAGAAGAAGAUUUAUGAGUCUGCCACAGAUGAGAAUGAUUAUUUGAAGAAGAUAUCACUGAAGUUGCUGACUGUUGAAGAGAAAUUGUCUCAAUCUAAUUCUUUACUAUCAAAGUCUUAUUCUGGUGAAACUUCAGCACCACGCAGUAUUCAGUCCCAAGUGGAUAAGCAUCGGCAAUCGCUUUCUCUUCAUUCUUAUCAGUCCCAACAUCAAUUAUCACCGAACUCUCAGAACAACAUUGCACCUUGCGGAACUUCUUCCAGCUUACCAUCUUCAGGACAUCCUCUCAGUGAUUUAAUCGAGACUCCUAUGCCAAAUGCUGCCACUGAAGAUUCCAACUUGCAGCGUACAUCUGGAAUUUCGCAAAUGGCAGUUGAAUGGUCAGCGGGACAUGGAAUAUAUUCUGACGUUUCUCUCAAUAAUCCAAUUGAGGUUCAAGGAAGGAAACAUCCACCGCAGGUUCACGGCCAGGAAGGACAAUCAGGGCAGCAAAAUGAUCAGAAACUCUCGCGACCUAAUCAAAUGCAGUCUUGUCAGCUAUCUGUCACGCAAACUACCUUUAGACAGCCUUCUGAGACACAAUCAUGUGUAGUUUCUGACCAUCUGCAGUAUCGGCAGCCUUCCUGUCAACAAUCAUUACAACCUCUGCUUAUGAGACAUCCACAAAGGCAACUGCAAAAAACACAUCAGGCUCCUGUUACUCAUCAACACAAAUCACCAAUGCGAGAUCAGAUACUAUCGAUAUCUGAUCAGCAACCGCAAUCAAUAAAUCAAAAUAUGGCUGCUACUUAUGUAACACAAAAUCAGUUAAUUGGGCAACAAAAUCUUACCCCUGACUCACUGCAGCAACAGCAAAGGUUACCAUUCCUGCAGAACAAGGCUCAAAACAUGCAGCAGGAACCUUUGCAAGGCCAGCAAAACAAUCAGUCAAGUCAACAUCAUCAACAGUUGGCCCAACAAAGAGAUUUUUCUGUACUAAAGCCGAAACUGAAGCUGCAUGGGAAACAAUGUAGUAAUUAUACCAUGCGCCAAACUCAGGUUGCGGCAGAGGGGCAUACCCAGAAGACAGCUUCAGCUUUGUUGCCACCUCAAGGGCAACAAUCACAACCACAGCUUCCAGUGAGGGAACUGAUAUCUCAAUCACAGCUCGAAAAAAUGCAACAACCACCAACUCCAUCACAGCCAGAUGCAAUGGAAAUUUCUGAAGCAUUGGGACCACUAAAUCUCACAUCUGAUAAAUCGUUAGCAAAUAUCAGUGAUUGGCAAGAGGAGGUUUAUCAGAGGGUUGAAAGUUUAAAAAGCAGGUAUUUGAAACAACUUAAUGGGUUGCGGCAAACAUUGACUAAUAGGCUCCAGCAGCAGGAUUCUGCUCCUCGUCCAACAAACACAGGCCAAGAGAAAAUUAAUGUGUUGAAUCUGAUUAUAUCUUACCUAAAUGUGCCCAAAAGCAAGAUCAUACCUUCUUAUGCGGAGAAGUUGGAUACACUUCAAAAGAAGAUACUUUGGAUUCUUCAGCUGACUGGAAAAAAGUCUGAUUCUUCACUACGGGAAGGAAAACGUUUCCCAGAUAUUUACUCUGUGCAGCAGUUGACGCAGCCACAAACUCAGACAUCUGAAGUGCAUCAACUUGAAGAUCAAAAGACACCGCCACUGCAAUUUACCAAGUCACAGAGUACUCUAGCGGCAAUGCAGCGGAAAGAACAACGGGAUGUAUUGGCUCAAAAGCCUGAGCUAGUAUUUCAAAAGCCCAACAUGCAGCAACAACUGGUACCAGAGAAUCACCAAAUAUUGCCCCAUCAGGCUGCAAAGCCGCAGGCUCAAGCAAAACGACAGAUUCAGUUGAAUGAGGCAAAUGAAUUAAAAGUGAGACUAGGGUCAAGUGUUAAUAAGUCACAGCAUCAGGAAAAUGCAGUAAUGGACUCGAGAGUUCAAGAAGGGAUGGGUGUCAAAUCAGGACGUAUUUUGAAAAAUCAAUCUGGUGCCACGUGCUCAGUGUAUAGUUCUCAGCACUCAAAGCCUGGGGCUUCGAUUCCUAUUUCGUCAUCCAAAGUCUCCUAUCAUCCACUAGCUCACCAUUGUCCACAGAUUGAUGUGCAAAAUCUGCCAACACCUCUUGCAGAGGCCAGAACCUGUUUUCAUUCUGCAAAGUCUUGGUCUGCUCUACCUUCUUCCUUAGCUCAACCCUCCAUGUUAGGGAAUUAUGUGAAACCUACUUUUGGUGCUCCAUCACUCUUGGAUACUGGAGAUAUUGUACAUCCCCAUGUACCUGGUUCUCUAGGACCUGGCCAAUCGCUUGCCAUCUGCCCUCCUGGGAUGUCAGUCUCACCAUAUCUUGAGGAACUUGAUACUCUGGAUGCCAUGAAUUGUAAUAUGGUAACCAUCAAUUAUGAUCAGUCAAGUGUUGCUGAGCAGCCUAUUAAGCGCUUAAUUAAUGUGGUGAACUUGAUCUCAUCUAAAGAACUCAGUGCUACUAUUGGUGACAUUGGAUCAGUGAUUGGUAUUACUGAUUGGAUAUCAAGUUCGCUGCCAGCUAAUGGGUCUAGAGCAGCAAUAGGUGAGGAUUUGGUUGCCAUGACGAAGUCUAGUUUGCAAGCAAGAUAUUUAAAAGGGUGGAAUGAUACAUCUGGAACAAGGAAAAGGAAUCGCUGCACAAAUUGGAUUGCGUCAAAUCCUUCUCCAAUGAAUGUUAGCAUGAAUGAUGGAUUCAGACAGUGCAUUGACGUGGAGAAACCCAAGUUGGAGCCAUCUGCGAUGUCUUGUAUUAAACGGCCUAGGAUUGAGGCCAAGCAUGCUCUGUUGGAAGAAAUUAGGGAAAUAAACCAGCAGCUGAUAGACACUGUGGUAGUCAUUAGUGACGAACAUACCAUUUCAACUGCUGCUGCAACUGGUUGUGGUGAAGGUACCAUUGUCAUGUGCUCAUUCACUGCUGUGGCCGCCUGUCCAGACUUCAAAUCACGACCUGUUUCAUCUCAGGCGUCACCUAUUCAGCCCUUAAAAUUGCUCGUUCCCGCUAAUUAUCCACACACUUCUCCUGUACUCCUAGACAAAAUGCCAGUGGGAGAAAGAGAGGACCACCGGGACCUUUCAGCAAAGGUAAUAUCAAAGCUCAAUUCAUGCCUCAGAACCCUGUCAAAUCCCUUCUCAGUGGGGGAGAUAGCAAGGAUGUGGGAUUUUUGUGUCCGGGAGGUUGUCCUCGAGUAUGCAGUGCAGAAUGGCGGAGGCAACUUUAGCUCAAAAUAUGGAACUUGGGAGACAUUUCUUGGAGUUGGAGCUGCUUGAAUCAUUCUGCACUUGCAUAUCAUCUACUUGGAAGAUUCCUAUUGAUAUGCACCGAGGUUGGUUUUGCUACAGAUGAUGGAUUAAUUUAUUUAUUUUCUGCUAUUUGUAUCAGGUGCGAUGCUUGUGUAGGGUCUUCUUUAUAUUGAUUUGUCCGACCAACUUUUCAAAAGUGGGUUUAAUUUUUUUUGUAGUUUUGAAAGCGUUUGAGCUUAUUUGUAAUUUUAAUAAAUUAUAAUAUGAAGUUUUUCAAUCCAUUGGAAAGUAACAGAACAGAGAAGAUUAUUUUGGGGAUUUCA
Messenger RNA from Carya illinoinensis, 3996 nucleotides. RefSeq names its product mediator of RNA polymerase II transcription subunit 15a-like. The coding region runs from base 278 to 3700 and encodes 1140 amino acids. The transcript has 13 exons. The record is from RefSeq and is a predicted model, not a curated record. Lineage: Eukaryota; Viridiplantae; Streptophyta; Magnoliopsida; Fagales; Juglandaceae. Gene Ontology annotation, molecular function: transcription coactivator activity; chromatin DNA binding. Gene Ontology annotation, biological process: regulation of DNA-templated transcription.